GUCUAACUACAAAAACAAGAAGCAAGUUAGUGAGCUAAAGAGAGAUAAUGGCGGAGAGAUCAGAUGAAGUGAAGCUGCUGGGGAUGUGGGCGAGUCCUUUCAGCCGUCGGAUCGAGAUAGCUCUCACACUCAAAGGUGUUCCGUUCGAAUUCUCAGAGCAAGAUAUCACCAACAAAAGCCCUUUGCUACUCCUAUCAAACCCGGUUCACAAGAAGAUUCCGGUUCUUCUCCAUAACGGUAAACCAAUCUCAGAAUCACUUGUGAUCCUUGAGUACAUCGAUGAUACAUGGCAAAACAACCCAAUUCUGCCUCAAGAUCCUUACGAGAGGGCUACGGCUCGUUUCUGGGCCAAAUUCGUCGAUGAACAGAUUUAUGUCUCGGCGAUGAAAGUGGUGGGGAAGAUCGGAGAAGAGAGAGACGCGGUGGUUGAAGCCACGAGAGAUUUACUGAAGUCGUUGGAGAAAGAGCUGGUUGGGAAAGAUUUUCUCGGUGGGAAAAGCUUAGGGUUCGUGGACAUCGUCGCUACGUUGGUCGCGUUUUGGCUGAUGAGAACGGAGGAGAUCGUCGGAGUUAAGGUUGUUCCGGUGGAGAUGUUCCCGGAGAUUCACAGAUGGGUGAAGAAUUUGUUGGAACUCGGUGUUAUUAAGAAAUGUUAUCCCUCCCGAAGAUGAAUAUCUCAGCUACAUCAAAGCUCGCAUGGAUAGCCUCAAAAUCAAAUCUCCUUGAUAAGAUAAGUCUCUAAUAAUCAAAGAAUCUCCGUUUGUUCUUGUCCUAUGAGAUCAUUUAGCUCACAAAUUCCCAAAUUUAAGAAAAAUAUUUGGGAACUGUGACCUUCUUGUUGUGUGAGAGUUUUCUUAAAUUUUUUUUCUGAAAUGUGAAAGUUUAGUAGUUACAAUGUGUUGAGAUGUGAAUGUGAAAUUUUACAUGUUUCUCAAACAAAAUAUCUAAAAGUUUCUUUCUUUAAUCUCUCUUUUG
Thlaspi arvense is the source of this 975-nucleotide messenger RNA. The record is from the annotation of a GenBank genome assembly. Lineage: Eukaryota; Viridiplantae; Streptophyta; Magnoliopsida; Brassicales; Brassicaceae.